GGUAGCCUCGUGCUGUUGCCACGGGAGACGCAGCGCAAGGAGCUGGAGGGGGCGGGGGACUGGGUGUGGCUGCGGCUUACCAAGCAGCUGAACCGCUGCAAGCCCUCGUCACUUCUUGCCGUAUCUUGCCCAUGGUCAUGUUCGCUUGUGCGUGUUGCGUUUUUUAGCACGUUUAGCACGUUUAGCACGUUUAGCACGUUUUUUAGCACGUCGUAAAUGUGCUACAAAGACACAGCAGACGGCGAGCCGUCAUAAAGAGCCUGUCACCGUUGUCCAUUUCUGUAGCGGCUCGCUCUCACGCCUCUUUCUUCCUGGUCCGAGCGCAACCCCCAGUGGACGCGUCCGGACCAGCCAUGGCACCGAAGCGGCGCCGAGACGAAGCUGAGAAGGCGGAGGAUGAGAAAGGUGGGGGAGCGAUGACCCGCCAGCGCCCGUCCGCUCAUCACAGCCCCUCCGCAGCCGCUCGCAAUCUGCAUGCUGCCAAGCUGUCGCAAGACUGGUAGAGGGGCGCACAACGAUGAAUACAAGACCUCCAAGACCUGCUACAACUGCGGGUGUCAGGAGAUGGCCAUCAAGCGGCUUGGGGGGCUGAAGGAGGGGCAGCGGCCCUGGUCGGUCAAAGUCUGCAACGACUGCUUGACGACCUGGAACCGCGACGUCUCCGCCGCCAACGUGAUCCGUGUGCUCCUCCUGCUGAAGCUGAUGGGCUUCGAGCGGCCGACCAAGCUGCAGCGGCCGCCAUGGCCGCCGGCGGCGGCGGGGCCGGGCUGAGAGCCUGAACGGCGCUAGCAGGGCGUGGGGCUGAGGGUGCACGUGUUGAUUGGCGGCGAGUGACGUGACUAGUUUGUUAGCUGCGGGUUAGCACGGACUGUGCACCCCACCCAACCGGCCACGUCCGGAUUUGCGGGGAUGCCAAAGGCCCCCAACAUAGAGGCGUGUGCUUAGUAGGCGCCCGCGUCAAGGUGGCUGGGUUGAUAAUGACCCGGGAUCAGCCCUUUUCCUGCCAUAAGGCAGCCACCUUCUUGUUUAGCACGUCGAUAACAUGGCCGGCCUCAGACAUCAAGCCGUGAGCGGUGUCAGCACAGCGUGACAGAUGUCGUACACUUAUGAGGCGGCAGAGGCGUUUCCCUCCGCUUCCCUCCGUGUUGUCGCAUUCCUCGGCCCCCGACGACAGCAGAGCGGUGCGUGUCAAAACGUCAAAUGCGCUUUGGGAACUCCCGACGCCCCCUCUUACACGUGACGAGGCUAAAACGCGCCUGCUGCAUGUUAGCCCUUAUGUUGAAAAUGAGAAAGAGAAGAACAAAUAAAGAAACAGCGGCGCGCCACAAAGGUGACGCGGGGUGACGAAGCGCCACCGGCUGUGCUGCGUGGGUGUUUUGGUCCCUCAACCCGAGCGCACCCGCCCUGGCUCGGGCUGCGGCAUCGCAUGCCAAGUCUUAUUUACAUUUGAUAUGCUCAAAAUGUUUUUGGAGAUACAGUUGCAGGUUUGUAAGGAUAGCGUAAA
This is a messenger RNA of Chlamydomonas reinhardtii, 1504 nucleotides long. RefSeq lists its product as uncharacterized. The coding region runs from base 565 to 771 and encodes 68 amino acids. The record is from RefSeq and is a predicted model, not a curated record. Lineage: Eukaryota; Viridiplantae; Chlorophyta; Chlorophyceae; Chlamydomonadales; Chlamydomonadaceae. The transcript has 3 exons.